Molecule: messenger RNA, 1098 nt
Organism: Papaver somniferum (opium poppy)
Lineage: Eukaryota; Viridiplantae; Streptophyta; Magnoliopsida; Ranunculales; Papaveraceae
Exons: 2
Coding region: 1-1098 (365 amino acids)
Molecular function (GO): zinc ion binding
Source: RefSeq, a predicted model, not a curated record
AUGGCAGCAACAGGUCUAACCGUGAAUGAUGAAAUCUACCCUCUUGCUUAUGGUGUGGUUUCAUUGGAGAAUGAAGCGAACUGGAAAUGGGUUUUGGAAAAUUUGAAGGAAUUCCUUUCUCCUUUGCGACCAAAGCUUACUUUUGUGAGUAAUCGAGGCAUUGGAUUGGUAACUCAAAUUCCCGUUGUUUUUCCCGAGGCUUUUCAUGGUUGGUGUUAUUGGCAUAUGGAAUGCAAUAUCAAUACAUUCUUACCAAAGAAUUGCAAGGUUUAUAACAAGUAUGUAUUGGGAUUGUUUAAGAAAUGCGUGUAUGCUUCUACUCAUAAAGAAUUUACAGAGAGUUGGGAUAAGUUAAGGAAGGUUGAAAAUCAGAAGUUACAAGACUAUCUAAGUAGAGCUCAUGUUGAUAAAUGGGCAAGUUUUUUCGUCAAGGGUAGACGAUAUGGUAGGUUGUGUUCAAAUAUUGCUGAGAGUUUUAAUGGUUCAGUCAUUGAAGAGAGAGAGAAGCCUAUAUCCAUCAUGGUUGAUGAGAUCAGGGUGAAGCUUAUGGACCAAAUGUGUAAACGUCGCGAGGACUCUUUAAACUUGAUGAAUUGGCGUCAAACUCUAUGUCCAGAAUAUGAAGCUCUGCUCCACGACAACAAGAUGCAUGGAUGUAACUACCGAGUCAACAAGUCGUCAGAAUAUGUGUUUGAUGUUCAUGCUUCAUUAACACAGACGGUCGACUUGAAAAGAAAAACAUGUUCUUGCAAUCGUUGGCGUAUUGACGGCGUCGCGUGUGCCCAUGCUGUCCGUUGUAUCAUGGCGAAUGGAGAAGAUCCUUACAAGUACGUUGAACACUACUUUACAGUAAAUUUUUAUCGAGAAUCAUAUAAACAUGCAAUCAAUUAUGUCCCCACAGUUGAUAAGCCUGCGACAGUGCCUCCAAAAUCAAUGGUUUUUGGUCCGAAUAAUGGACCACAGCCAGGACGUCCAUCGAAGAAGAAGAGGAUUCCUAAUACAGGUUCAGUUCCCAAUAAAAAGAUGAGAACCUGUGGUUCCUGCAAGGUUUUUACCAACCAUAAUAGACGGACAUGCCCUUCUCGUCAGAUUUCAUGA